This is a messenger RNA of Eupeodes corollae, 3624 nucleotides long. RefSeq names its product zinc finger protein 577. The record is from RefSeq and is a predicted model, not a curated record. Gene Ontology annotation, biological process: regulation of DNA-templated transcription. The coding region runs from base 405 to 1793 and encodes 462 amino acids. The transcript has 4 exons. Gene Ontology annotation, molecular function: DNA-binding transcription factor activity, RNA polymerase II-specific; RNA polymerase II cis-regulatory region sequence-specific DNA binding. Lineage: Eukaryota; Metazoa; Arthropoda; Insecta; Diptera; Syrphidae.
AAAUACCGAUCGCGAUCAGUCCUUUGCGAGAUCUUCAAGUGGUAAAACGUACCGCGUUUUUGAGUAUUAUCUACCUAAGAUCAUCUUUUCUAAUUACUCAUAGGUGCGGUUUUGAAAUUUAAAAAAAUUAAAGAAAGAAAAUAUUAUUAAUAUAAGAUUGUGAAAUAUUGAAACUACUGACUGCUUAAAAACACAAAACAGGAUAAAUCAAAAUUACAAAGUUCAAAAAUGGAUCAACCACAUUUUCAAAAGUGAUUUCACGCCAAUAAAUAUCUGAGAUUAAUGAAAACAAAAAUUCAAUAAAUUAGUGAAGAAUCAAAAAUAUUUUCUUCUUAAAACAUUAGCCAAUAAUUUUAUUAUUGGAUUUCUAAUUGAUACAUAAUCACGGAAUUAAAAUUGUUGACAUGACUAAAGAACACACAACCACCCCUUCGGGUACAAUUCCCGAAGAACUCUACAACUUAACCCAAUUAGCAGAAAUAACGCUUGCAGCAGGACGCUUAAGUACAACCAACAUUACAGAGAUUAAAGAUUACAUAAACAAGGGACGCUGUAAAGAUGAAAUUGUAAGCUGCAGUUUGGAUGCAGAUGGAACAUUUGAAGAAAUGCACAAACCUCAAUUUAACCCUAACCAGCUCCAACAAUCACAUCACCAGCAGCAACAACAACAACAGCAAGGAAGCAAUUUCUUCUCAUCAUCAGAUGAUGAUUCGAACUAUUACAGUCAUAAGAUCUUCGAUCGGAAGAAAUCCCGAAGAUCGACAAUUUCUGAACAGUCCCGCUUUGAUGAAUUGUCCUGCAGUAGUCUUCACAGCAGUGGAGAUGAACACUAUUCCGGAUUGGGACAUUCCAGUAAGAUUUCGGAGAAUUCGAUGAGUGGCGAUGAUGAUCAUGUGUGUCCGGAGUGUGGAAAGAAGUAUUCAACGUCUUCCAAUUUGGCCAGGCACCGUCAGACACAUAGAUCGAUUUUGGACAAAAAAGCCCGACGAUGUCCACACUGUGAGAAGGUCUACGUAUCCAUGCCUGCGUUUUCAAUGCACGUUCGAACGCAUAAUCAAGGCUGCGAGUGUCAAUACUGUGGAAAGUGUUUUUCCCGACCUUGGCUGUUGCAAGGUCACAUACGGACUCACACUGGUGAAAAACCUUUUAAAUGUACUGUUUGCACCAAGGCCUUCGCUGACAAGUCCAAUUUGAGAGCUCACAUUCAGACCCAUUCGAAUACCAAACCACAUUCUUGUGCCCGUUGUGGCAAAUCCUUCGCACUUAAAUCCUAUCUCUACAAACACGAAGAGUCCUCCUGCAUGAAGAACCAUCCCCAAAAGCCAGAAAAAGAUAAACCAAGCAAGUCAACUAAAUUUGACUCAACCAAAUCAACGUUGGCCUCUAAGAUUCUUCAAAAAGAAGCUGCUGCAGCUGCUGCUGCCUCUUCUUCGCCGGGAAAUAAUUGCAUCACUUUUCCACCACUAGAAAUAAGAAUUGAAGAGGAAAAAUCCGAAAAAUCUUAUACAACUUUGACAAAUUCCAUGACACAAGAAGAUUACGAUCGUUUUAAGAGAAUCAGUGUUAUACGUCCUCCGCCAACAACCCUAAAUAAUAAUGUCGGUAUAGGUAGUGCGAAUUAUGAUGGCGUUACAUCAGCAUCCGGCGGGGUAACAGUGACAACACCAACAACAGUGAUGCAAAUGAAUUUCUAUCAAGAAACUCCUGUGGAUUUCUCACCAAAGAAUAAUUUUACACAUUCAACAAAGACAAGUCCUUUCGAAUUGACAGGAACUUAUGCAAUUGUGGCAUAGAAGAUAUUAUUAAUAGCAAUAAGUUAAAACAUAAGUAAUUUCUUCUUUUGUUAUUUAGUUUUUUUUUGAUAUUUUUAAGAAGAAUUUCUUUUAAUCUAUGAUACCUUAAACCCUUUGAAAUUAUUUGUAGGGCUUUUGAGACUAUUAACCUUUUCUUACCCCAGAUUACCCAACGCCACAUUGACAACGACAGUAAAUAGUACAACUCGUGUCGGUAAUUUUGUUUUAUUCCCCUAAAGCUAGUUAUCGACAUUUACUUGCAAUAUCUGCAAUGACAGUGAAUAAUCCAAAUAGCGUAGGCAAUACAGUUUUAUCUUCUUAAAACAACUUCACCUAAUUAUCGACAUUUACUUACAAUAUUUACAAUUUAAACUCCCCAGUUUCUCGGUUUUGAGAUAGGUUGUUUUAUACAUGUGGCUUUUUUAAUCUGAUAUUUCCUCACCUAUGUUCGGAAUUAUGGAUGUAGGAUUUACAAGGAUCUUAACUUGAUCAACUAUGGUAAAGAAAAUUGUAUAAUUUCAGAAAUUUGUUGCCUAACUGUUAUUGUUUAAGAAAAGUACAGUCUCUUUUAAAACUUAGCAUUUUUAUCAAAGAGUAUUAAUCUUUCUCAAUAAGACGUUUUUCUAUAGAAGGGUUUUUAAAAUUUUAAUUGUGAAAAAAAUUUAGAACAAAAAAUUGUCGGGUUUAUUUGCUUUGACGAAUGAAAAGAAAUGAAGUGGAAGAUUGAUUAAUUACUUUUGUUUAAUCUCAAAAUAAAACAUAACCGAAAUUCCUUAACAAAAAACUCAUUCAAAACAAAAAUUUGAUUAUAAAAUUAAAUAAAAACUUAAAAUAUUGUGAAAAGAGAAGAAAAAUAAAAUUAACUAUCUUUUAAAAAUAUAUAUAAAAAAAAUAUUGUGAUACAAAUUUAGUAACUAGUGAUUAGUGAUUAGUUUCCAAACUAAAUAAAAAUGCACUGCUUAGAAUUUUUAAGAUUAUUUUUAUGUUUUAAAACAAAUUUAAGAAAAUAAAAAUAGUAGACACCACAAAUUUAUCAGCAAACAUUCAUGAAUAAAAUAAUUUUAAUUACCAUUUAUAAAUAGACUUUUUUCAAAAAAAAAAUCGAUUCAGUAUUGUAAAAAAAAACAAAUGUUAUUUACUUUAAAGUUAAACUUUCUACCAUAUUAUUAAAGUUAUAUAUAAAGUUAUUCUUAAAAUUAGUUUUAGAAAAAAGCAAUAAAUAUAAUCUAUCUAUGUAUAAAUGAAAUAUUAAACAAAUCAUUUUGUGAGAGGAGUAAUUAAUUUUGAAUUGAAAUACUUUUUAUUAAUUCUCCUCGAAUGCAAUAUGGACGAGAUUGUCUAGUCUUAGUAUUUUUGGAAAAGAAAAUCUAAUUAUUUAUCAAUGCCAGAAAGAAGAAAAUAUCAUUUUGUAAUUAAUUGUUUUUUUUUUUUUAAUUUGUUUAUUGCCAUAAUUAAUAAUAAUAAAUUGUAAAUAUGAACAGAUAUGAGCAAUGAAUAAAUGGAAGAGGAUGAGGAAAGAAAAAACAACAUCUGGCAUAUUGAAUAAUGUGGCCGAAAAUGGUGCAAUAUAUUAUAUUUUUAUAUAUUUCUAAGGAUAUGUUUUUUAAAUUAGUUUUGCAUGAUGUCUGUCUCUGUAUAGUAUAAUUAAGUUAAAUAUGAAUAAUUUUUUGUGUGAAAGGCUUUUAGUUCAUAGAUAGUAUUAAUUCAAGGCAUUUUUUUGUACAUAUAUUUUAUGCUUUUCUCUCAAAUUUAUUUUUGUUCGAAACACAGCUAAUGAAACCAAAGAUUAAAAUAAUAAAAUAAAAACACGAGCAAAGUGGUAUGAAUUUUA